UUGGUCUUCCACUAGAUCUUUGCGAUUUGGUUCGUAGAGAGGAAAUGGAGAGGGAGGCGAGAACAACGACACCAUCUUUGAGAGAAGACGAGAGUCCUCUUAGAAGCGUUUUAUGUGUGAAAAAAAGACAAGACAUGAAGAGGUUCGAGAAGACAGAGGAUUGCUUCAUCCUCGAUUUCAAUCCUUUUGAUUCGUUAGACGUUAAGAGGCUCACCUUUUCCGGUGAUAAAGAUCUUGCCAUCAUCCAUGAGACAGGACAGGUUGCUUGUAGAGAUUACCCACAUCCAAGACAUCUAUGUUUGAAAUUUCCCUUUGGAUCAACUUCUAAUGCAACUCACUGUGAUAUGUGUUACUGUUACGUGUGCGAUAAGCCUGCUCCUUGUGCACUGUGGAUAUCUUCGCAUUGCAAUGCUUCAACGGACUCUGUGGAGCGGAAGAUGAAGCUACUGACCAUUGACUCCGAUUAUCAUGACUUGCAUUAGUAAUGAAUUAUUUUAUAACGAGUUGUUGAGAUUGGUAAUGUAAUUCGAAAUGCAUUGUUAAUGUUUGAAAUGACUA
Capsella rubella is the source of this 558-nucleotide messenger RNA. RefSeq lists its product as uncharacterized. The transcript is spliced from 3 exons. Lineage: Eukaryota; Viridiplantae; Streptophyta; Magnoliopsida; Brassicales; Brassicaceae. The record is from RefSeq and is a predicted model, not a curated record. Bases 45 to 482 code for a protein of 145 amino acids.